Messenger RNA from Epinephelus fuscoguttatus (brown-marbled grouper), 1862 nucleotides. Its product is annotated as 5-hydroxytryptamine receptor 1D. Gene Ontology annotation, molecular function: G protein-coupled receptor activity. The coding region runs from base 133 to 1764 and encodes 543 amino acids. The transcript has 3 exons. Lineage: Eukaryota; Metazoa; Chordata; Actinopteri; Perciformes; Serranidae. Gene Ontology annotation, biological process: G protein-coupled receptor signaling pathway. Gene Ontology annotation, cellular component: membrane. The record is from RefSeq and is a predicted model, not a curated record.
AUAGGAGUUGGUUUACCUGGAGACCGUCCGACCGGAGGAGGAGCAAAUGGAGGACGUUUGAUCAGUCAUUUUCCGUCAAGUCAGGCUUGUAUGUGAUUAACCAUGUGAGGACAGCAGUUAUUGGAGCGGGACAUGGGUUACGUGGAUGGCCACUGGUCGGUGUCCCUGAAGGCAGCAGCGGCCAACGUGAGCUGGACGCGCGGCGCGGGGCUCGGUGUGUCCCGGCAGACCCAGCUGCUCCUGGAGGUCCUCAUGGUGUUUAUGUGUUUGGGCGCUGUGACAGGUAAUAUUCUUGUCAUUGUUAUUGUGGCUGCAACCAAGACUUUCCACUCGGUGACGUCAGUGCUGAUAAUGAACCUGGCCAUCAGUGACCUCCUGGUGGGUGUUGGAGUGAUGCCUUUUGUUGCUUUGUCCAUCAUGAACCAUGGAUGGGAGAACUGUACUGACCUCUGUUUGUACGUGGGUUACACUUCCUCUGUGUACUGCACAGCUUCUGUACUGACAUUAGCUGCUAUUGCAUUGGACCGCUACCACUCCAUCAUGGACUGCCUGCGCUACAGUGCCCGCUGCACCCUGUGGAGGACCUGUGCCGUGGUUCUGUGGAUCUGGCUGCAGGCUCUGGUCACCAGUUGUCCUCCCCUUCUGGGCUGGAGCAAGGUCAGCUAUGUGGAUCCCAUGUACAGCUGUGCAGUCAACUGGGCCAGCAGUCCAAGUUACACAGCUUUCAUGGCUGCCCUCAGCUACCUCAUUCCGGCAGCGGUCAUCCUCUUCUGCUAUGUGAACAUCGUCAAGGUGGCCCGCAGCCACGCCAGGAGGAUUCACACAUUGGAGGAUUCUGUGCAGCGCAGCAGGAACCCCAGCUCUGACUUUGCUCCUGGUGAUUCAUCACUCCAGCACUGUGGGAGCCUCCACAGCCCCUCGAGACUGAUUUAUCAUGUAAGUGGACAAUUUGUGAGUGAGGUCAGUAGAGAAGAGGGGAAUUACAUCAGCAAUGCUCUCCCUGAUUCUGCUAGAGCGCAUGAUAACUCUACAUCCAGACGUUUGUUCUCCUUUCUGGCUCAGAGCGCUUCCCACCCACAGCUGCAGAACUCCCAGCAGCACCAUAACCACCAUGGAGUGGUGCGUCUCUUCCUGGUCAUCUCUGCCUUCUUCCUCUGUUGGACACCUUACAUAGGCGUGGCCCUGGUUCAGGCCACAGAAACUGCAAUCUCAGGCCAAUCCAGCCUUGUCCCACCCUCUGCUGUUACCUUUUCGUACUGGCUGGUGUUGCUGAACUCUGACAUCAAUCCACUGCUGUACGCUCUGCUUAGCAAACGUUUCCAGGGUGCUCUCCAGGGACUGAGGCAAAAACUAAGAGCACGCCUGGGGAGUGUGGUGGGCAGGGGAGAGGAGGUCAGGGCGGAGGGAGAUGACGGCAGGAGCAGCGACCCCUGCACUCUGACCACCACACAUCCUGGUCCGUCUACCAGCUCUGAGAGUUCAACCUGUGAUGACUCCAAGUAUUCCUCCUCCAUUUUUACUGUUAGCACUGACUUUAAACAUCACUGUGAGGAGCAGCCGUGUAAAGUGUGUCACCAUGAAAAUACCUCCGCAUCCUGCUGUGUGUGGCAGGAUGCUGAUGGUAAGACGAGGGUGGACUGCCUGCAGGUUCCCUCUCGACCACAAGAGGGAAGCAGGUUACCUUUCUCUGCUCUGACCCAGGAGCGUCAGGCCACUUUCUUCUACGGACAGAUAACAGUCAGAGUGGAGCAUGAUGUUUGUUAGGCUGAUAUCUGCAGAUGAUGUUGCACAUAUAUUCUCAUUGUAUUGACAGUUAUUUUCAUUAAUCUGUUGAUGAUUUUUUUAAUUCAAUGUAUUCAUGA